Messenger RNA from Sorex araneus (European shrew), 4300 nucleotides. RefSeq names its product cytosolic arginine sensor for mTORC1 subunit 2 (gene CASTOR2). Lineage: Eukaryota; Metazoa; Chordata; Mammalia; Eulipotyphla; Soricidae. The record is from RefSeq and is a predicted model, not a curated record. The transcript has 9 exons. Gene Ontology annotation, biological process: negative regulation of TORC1 signaling; cellular response to L-arginine. Gene Ontology annotation, cellular component: cytosol. Bases 222 to 1211 code for a protein of 329 amino acids.
AGCAGCUGCCGUGCGCGCCGGGCGCCCAGCGCCGCUGCUCCGCCAGCGCUGCCGCCCGCGCCCCUCGCCUUUGUCCGUGCGCCCCCCCCACCCCGCCCGCGUCCCGGGGCCCGGCCGGCGCCCACCUCCCGUCCCGGGGCCGGCGGGGCGCGCAGGGGGCGGGGGCCGCGGCUCGCCCCGCUGCCCAUGAGCCGCGGCGGGGCGCGGGGCGCGGGCGGACGAUGGAACUCCACAUCCUGGAGCACCGGCUGCAAGUUGCCAGCGUCGCCAAGGAGAGCCUCCCGCUCUUCACCUACGGCCUCAUCAAGCUCGCCUUCCUGUCGUCCAAGACCAGGUGCAAGUUCUUCAGUCUGACGGAGACCCCGGAGGAUUACACCAUCAUCGUGGAUGAGGAGGGUUUCCUGGAAUUGCCGUCCUCCGAGCACCUGAGCGUGGCCGACGCCACCUGGCUGGCUCUCAACGUGGUGUCCGGCGGCGGCGGCUUCUCCGGCUCCCAGCCCAUCGGCGUCACCAAGAUUGCCAAGUCGGUCAUCGCGCCACUGGCCGACCAGAACAUCUCGGUGUUCAUGCUGUCCACGUACCAGACGGACUUCAUCCUGGUGCGUGAGCGGGACCUGCCCCUGGUCACCCACACGCUGUCGUCCGAGUUCACCAUCCUGCGGGUGCUGAACGGCGAGACGGUGGCGGCCGAGAACCUGGGCAUCACCAACGGCUUCGUCAAGCCCAAGCUGGUCCAGAGGCCCGUCAUUCACCCGCUGUCCAGCCCGAGCAACCGCUUCUGCGUCACCAGCCUGGACCCCGACACGCUGCCCUCCGUGGCCACACUGCUCAUGGACGUCAUGUUCUACUCCAACGGAGUGAAGGACCCCCUGAGCUCCAGCGACGACUGCGGCCACAUCCCCUUCUUCUCCUUCUCGCUCAUCGAGGGCUACAUCUCCCUGGUCAUGGACGUGCAGACCCAGCAGAGGUUCCCCAGCAACCUGCUCUUCACCAGCGCGUCCGGAGAGCUCUGGAAGAUGGUGCGGAUCGGGGGGCAGCCCCUGGGCUUCGAUGAGUGUGGCAUCGUGGCCCAGAUCUCCGAGCCGCUGGCCGCAGCCGACAUCCCCGCCUACUACAUCAGCACCUUCAAGUUCGACCACGCGCUGGUGCCUGAGGAGAACAUCCACGGGGUCAUCAGCGCCCUGAAGGUCAGCCAAGCGGAGAAGCGCUAGGCCGGAGGGGGGCCUGGCCCCCGGCCGCCCGAGGCCCCUGCGAGGCCCCUGCAGUAUUUCUCAGCGGACUGGAAAAGGGGUCGGGGCCCCUGAAGAAGGAGGGUCCUCUGAGAGACGCCCCCGCACCCCCACCAGGCCCAGGACCCCGCCAUGGCUGCCCUAUGCCCUCCUGCCUCCCAGGAGCCCCCCUCACGCAGAGCCCCCGGCACCCCCCACCCCUUGGUCCCGGAACACGGGGGCCAGGGCCACAGCUCUCGGGGCAGGAGGCUGGGGUGGGGAACCGAGGCCCCCAGCGCCUCGGGGCUGCACCCCAACUCCCAGCAGGACGGCCAGGGGGGGCUCCCAGGACCCCCGCCAGCCUGCCCCUGCUGUCCUGGCCCCGCUCUCCCCUGCGCCACCCCCUCUUCCCCACUGAGAACAGGCCAGCACGGGGCCCCCAGCACCCGGCCCUCUGGGACCCCGGGGCUCCGAGGGCGUGAGUGGGCGGGCAGCUCAGCCGAGCCUUAAUCAAGACGGCCCCUUCCCGUGCUGCUGUCACGUGUGUCUGUGUCCGGCCUGUGUCCGGCCGCGGUGGGCAACGUCUGUCUGGGGGGUGUGGCAGGGUCCAGGGGCAGCCUCCAGCAGUUUGGCCUCGGGAAGUGUCCUGGCGCUUCCAGGUAGAAGGUCGCGUGUGUCAAGUUGGGGUCCUCCAGGCAGCCCUGAGCCGGCUGGCCAGGGGCCCCCUCGGGCAGGGGGUGGUGGAGGCGGGACGUUGGCUGGGCUGAGGGUUUGCGGGCCCCUCAGCUCUGACCCCCUUCCAGGGAGGGGAGCUGCAGGAGGGGGGGUCGUUUGGGCACUCAGCACCCCACCCUGGGGAAGGCGGCUUUCUCCGUUGCCCCCCCGACACCCCUUUCUAAGUUGAUUCAUUUUGCACAAAACAACCAAAACGUGUACAUUGUUUGCUGGUUCCAAAACGGGUGGGGCCGGGGACGCUCGAAGCCCCCGACCCCUUCCUGUCCUUGGAAGGCCUUGGUUUGGGUGGGGUGGGGGGCGCCUUGCCUCUCGGAACUCUCCCGAGCCCACCUCCCUCCCGCCCCCACCCCCUGCCCUGUGACCCCGGCACCGGCUGCGUGGCCCCUGGCCCCCAGGACGUCCUUUGUACACAUAUAAAUACCUGUGUUCUAUGUGGAUAUGGGCAUAGACUGUACAUAGCAUCUAUACUGAGCAAUAUAUAUGUUAAUAUAUACUGUAUGCGCGCGCUUGGGGCGUGCAGGAGACCAGGGCCCCCCCCCCCGCCCGCCCCCACUGGGCCCUGCACGCUGGGGUGGUUCCUUCUCAAUUCAAGUAUAUCUGCAAUACGAUGAUGGACUGACGGACGCGUGGGGCCGGCCCCAACCCACAAAACCAGCAGCCCGGCCGGAGCCCAGGGCAGGUCAGCAGUGUCGUCAUCCCCCGUCCCCACCCCCCGUGCCCCCCCCCCCCGCCUUCCCAGCCUCCCUCAGAAGCUGCGUCCAGUGGCCCUUGUCUGCACCCGCAUUCAAUGGCUGAGGCCCCUCAACACUGGCUAUUCUGAUCUUGGGUCCAGAAGAAGAAAGAGUGGGGGUGAGCAGAAGGCCCUGGACGCCCCCUCGCGCCCACCGCAUUCUGUAAGCCCCCCUCCUCCGGCUGUCUCCAUGGCCACGUCCCACCGGCACACCAAGACUCGGGGUCUUGCACCCCGGGCUGCCUCUGGGCCUACCCCCGAGAGAGGUCCAGGGCGGGGAGAGAGAAGCGUCCUCCGUCACUGGCGUGGUCCCUGCCGCCUCAGGGGUGGCUAGCCGGAGGGGGCUGCCCCAGCUGACUGGGGGUGCCAGGCCCCAGCCCCGUUUGGGGGGAUGCUGGUCAGCCUGGCGUAUGCCCCGGUGUGGCUGGAGGGGGCUCUGUCCCCCAGCGACUGCCCGGUGAGGACCAGACCCCGAGUGCCGAGCCCCGGGUCCACCCCAGACCACUCUCCCUUGGCCCCCGGCCCUGAGCCAGGACAGGCAGUGCCAGCUCCGUCCCCCGGGGGUGCUGCCCACCUCACUGCCUUCAGCCCAGGGCGCGAGUCCGAGACGGGAGGGCGUGCAGAGCGCCCCGAUGGGGGGAGCCCCGCCUCCCCUCAAGCCACCAGCAUUCUCCCCUCCUGCCCCCCCGCCCCCCCCCCGCCCGCCCCGUGGGUCGGGAGUGAGCAGCCCGAGUGGAGCCCCGCCACGCAGUCCCGGCACGGUGGCGGCAGCAGGGGGAGCCCGCCCCAGCCGGGGCCACCAUGUGCCUGACGAGGGGCCUGCCCGGCACCCCCCUCACCAGACUUCCGGCCGACUUGGGACCCCUUGCUGGUCCUCUGGGUCCAGGGACCCCCUGGGGGACAGACGGAGGGACUCUGGGUGCUGUUUGGGGAGUAAGCGGGGGCCUGGGGGUGUGGCGGCAACACCCCCCAGGUGUGUCCCGCCGAGGGCCAGGGCCCAUGGUCGGGGGUGUCCCAGGCAGCUCUGAAGGACGCGACCCAGGGGGGCCGUGUCGCAUGUGACCCCCAGCACAGCCUCUGCUCUGGGCCAAUGUCACAGGGUUUGGGGGAGGGCACAGGUGCAAUGGACAUUCGGGGGUCUGGACACGAGUUCCAAGUCCCCGGUCCUGGGGGCCAGGUGUGGGGUGCGGCCCCUUGUCGGGUGGGCCGCUCAGUCGGUGCAGUGUUUGUGGGGCACGAGGCGGGCGGAGGGGAAGAUCAGACCAGAUUCAGUUCCCGAGAGCCCCAGUGCUUAGUCCUGUCUGCUGCCUCAGUUUACCAGAGAAGGUCCAGGAGUGGCCCCCAGCCAGCCAUGGGGUGUCUGGCAACCAAAUCCCAAUCCGCCCCCCCCCCUUGCUCUCUGCCAAAAUCAUUUCCGUUAUCCUGAGGUGGGGGUGCGUGGCGGGGCGCAGUGGGGCAGGGCCCGGCGUGGGGAGACGUGGGCGGCCCCGCACCGGUCCUGUGUCCUGGCUGGACGGACACACCCUUGAGAUCCAUGUACUGUACGUUGGAGAGAACCCCCCAUCGCCCCCCCAAAGACAGUAUAUUUUGUACUUUGUAAAGUGUUCAUUAAAGUGGAGGAGACGCA